This is a messenger RNA of Callorhinchus milii (elephant shark), 1331 nucleotides long. RefSeq lists its product as uncharacterized. The transcript is spliced from 4 exons. Gene Ontology annotation, molecular function: DNA binding; transcription coregulator activity. Gene Ontology annotation, biological process: regulation of DNA-templated transcription. NCBI's taxonomy places the organism in Eukaryota, Metazoa, Chordata, Chondrichthyes, Chimaeriformes, Callorhinchidae. Gene Ontology annotation, cellular component: nucleus; chromatin. Bases 299 to 967 code for a protein of 222 amino acids. The record is from RefSeq and is a predicted model, not a curated record.
GCUAUUUAAAUAUGAUGCAAGGAUUGCACAGCCCAGUGAUGUUACCAACAGCUCCUGGGUUUUAAACUCAAUUUGCUCUGUCCUGCAAAGUGCAGUGCAGUGCAAACCAGACAGACAGCUCAGCUUUGAGCAUUGCAUUGCAUUGCAUUGCUUUGUGUGUGUGUGUGUGUGUGUUGUGGUUUGGAUUAAUUGGUUUAUAUCUGCUUUAUUUUUGUCACUGCAGCUGAGAGAGAGAGAGAGAGAGAGAGAAGGGAGAGAGAGAGAGAGAGAGAGAAAGAAGGAGAGAAAGAGAAUUGCAAUGAGUGAUACAGGUGCAAAAGCCAACCAGCCUUCAGCAAUAAAACAGGACAAGGAUGCAACUCCAAGGAGAGGACGUGGGAGACCCAGGAAGGAACUUCAGGAGGAACCAGCUGGUGCUCUCACUCCGAAGCGACCUCGAGGAAGACCAAAAGGAAGCAAAAACAAAUCGACUUCAAAGUCUGGCAGGAAAUCCAGCAGCAUUGGAGGAGGGACGCCCAGGGGUCGACCAAAAAAACUGAUGACUCUGUCGAAACUGCGGUCGCUCACCGCCAAGCCUUUGCGGAAGAAGAUGAAAUUCCGUAACCGCGUCUGUGGAGCGCUCCACUCGAACGCCCCCGGCCUGCAGACGAGCAUUGGGCGAGGGAGGAGGCUGGCGGGAUUGCGUGCCGCUGAAAGCGUUCUUGUGGACAUGGAAGGGCAAGCCGGGGCUCUCUCUGCAGGUGGCAUCAGUAGAAUAGAGGGCUGCCUUCAAGAACUUCAAGUUGAUGUGGCGACCGAAUUGGAAGGUAUUCGAGGUGCUAUGAUGGCUCUGGAGGACACAGUCAGUACUGCGCUGUCGGAAAUCCGUCAGAUCAUCCAGGAAACCGUUGUCCUGUCUCAGACACCCCCGGCCCAGGAGGAGACGGAACAGGAAGAAGAGAUGGAAGAAGAGACGGAACAGGAAUAGGAGACGGAACAGGAAGGAACAGCUUAGGAGAUGUCUUUGGACAUGAUGAUAGAAAGAAAUCUCGAGUUUCUCAGCUGGUGCUCACGAGUAGGAGGUCUGUAGGUCUGACAACCCGGCUUAGAUUUCUUCCGAACUGGUUGGCUAAAUUUACAUUAUUUCCUGAAAGAUAUUUGUAUUGCAUUUGUUCUUCCUCCCCUCCCACAGACACACUUCCAACCACUAUCCAGCAUGUUGAUUAACCUCUGCUGUUGGAUAUUUACAUUGUUGUAUGAAAUGGUAUGUUAGAUGUUACACCCUGGGACGUCUUUUUUUUGAACAGAACAAAAAUGUUUACAGGGAGGUAGAAAUAAAUGUAUUAUCAAUA